GUCGCCGUGUCGCGCGUGUGCUGACCAUCGUCAAAAUAAUUGAAGGUCACGUCCUUGCGCCGUGACGAAAUCUGGCACUGUGACCGCCCCUCAACGCGUUUACGCCUCUUUUUUUUUCUAUGUAUUUUCUCGCUUGAUAUCAUUCAUGUGUGCGCGCACUGACAAUAUUGCCAUUGAUUUUGCUGCACUUUUGUAAACAAUCAUCGCCACACAAUCCGUUUCAACACCCACCAGGUCCCCGUCCCUCCUCGGGCGCGUUUCUUGCCGCCACGUCCACUGCCUACAUAGCCCCGCGCAACGCCCAAUUCUAAACACAGCACCCAUGGCGCCGACGCGCCGGAGCCGUGCGGCAGCCGCGGCAGCGGCCAAGGCUGCUGUCGUGGAGGAGGAGCACGAGGAGGAACAGGAAGUCCAGGAGGAAGAGGAGGAACAACCACAAAAUGAGCAAGAGGAUGAAGAUGAUGGAGACGACCCGGAGGAGGAGCUCGCGACACUCCAGUUCGACCAGACCCUGACAUGGAGAGCUGGCAAGCCAAUAUCAACUGGCGAGCUACAUCGGCGUCUGGAUGCGCUUUCCAAAGAGCUCAGCGAGCUGGACCAGGACUUGACCGACAAGAAUUCGUUGACCAAAGUUGCCAAGGAGCUCGUGUCCCACAACCUUCUCACUCACAAGGAUAAGGGAGUCAAGGCAUUCGUUGCAUGCUGCCUUGUCGACAUACUGCGCAUUUGCGCUCCCAAUGCGCCGUUCACGCCCUCACAGCUCAAGGACGUCUUUAGUCUCUUCAUAAUGCAUACCCUACCCGCCCUCCAGGAUCCCAGUAACACAUACCACACCCAGCACAAAUAUGUUCUCAGCUCCCUAGCCGAGGUUCAGAGCAUCGUGCUGCUCAACGACAUCGACAACAACGAGGGGCUGCUUCUCCACCUCUUUUCCUGUUUCUUCGAUGCGGUGUCUGGGCCAAAGUCAGGAUCCGGCGAACGUAUAUCCAAGGACGUCGAGCUGCACAUGGUCGAGCUUUUGGUCACCGUGAUUGACGAGAGCGCAAGCUUGCCCGGCAAAGUGGUGGAUGUAAUCAUGGCACAGUUCUUGAGGGCUGCCGCUCCAGGUGGACCCAGGGACAAGGGUGACGUGGAUGAGAGCCAGUCAACUCUCCUGCUGAAAACUGAACCGGAAGCAUACCAGAUGGCAAAGCAGGUGUGCAACAGCUGUCCUGACAAGAUGGCCCGAUUUGUGACACAGUACUUCAGCGACGUCGUCAUGGAUGUCACCAACGUUGGAGGCAGCAGGCAAAGAGGAGGUGACGAUUCCGAAGAUGAGCAUAUGACCAGUGGGCCUACAGAAUCCGACCUGAAGGAGCUCAGGAAAGCUCACCAGCUGCUCAGGGAGCUCUGGAGGGCAUGCCCUACAAUACUUUCCAACGUUAUCGCGCAUGUAAACGUGGAACUGGACGCAGAUAUCAUACCAGUUCGCCAGCUGGCAACUGAGACCCUUGGUGAUAUGAUCUCCGGGAUUGGAGCUGCAGGGCCACCCCCUCCGCAAACCAUAGACCCGGCGGCAUACCCACCGCCGAGUCUCGGUGACGAGUCUGUCUCACAACCCACAUCAAACGUCCUCACAACGCCAUAUUCCCCCCUGUCUUUUGCUCAGACGCACCCUUUGAUAUACCACAACUUCGUCAACAGAAAACAGGACAAGUCUGCUGCCAUCCGCGCGGCGUGGACAACGGCAGUCGGUUACAUUCUAGCGACAUCUGCAGGUGGAGUGGGCCUGAGCCGGGAUGAAGAAGCUGUUCUGAUCAAGGGCCUGGAAGAAAAGCUGAACGACAGCGAUGAAAGAGUCCGACUUGCUGGUGUCAAGGCAGUCGAGUGCUUCAGCUUCCGCGAUAUCGUUACCAAACUUGCACCGAAAGGGGGAGUAGACCAAAAGGGAUCCGUUCUUUGUGCGUUGGCAGAUCGAAUUCGUGACCGCAAGCAUCCUAUCCGAGUUGAAGCUAUGGUGCUUCUCGGGAAGCUCUGGGCCGCAAGCACUGGGGAGCUUGUCUCAAAUAUGGAAGCCGUUGCUCCUUUAGCGGGUAUUCCGAACAAGGUUUUCAAUACCAUGUACGCGAAUGACCCGGAAUUGAACCUUCUCAGGGAACGGGUCAGGUUCGAGUACCUUGUCCCACUCACUUUCCCGCACCAGCCAAAGAAGUCAUCCAAGUCAGCCAACGGAGGAUCACAAUCACAGGGGAGUUCCUCGACACCUUUUGACGCGGAUGCCAUCAGGGCGCACAGGAUCCUGCUCCUGGCCAACUCCCUCGAUUCGGUGAACAAGAAGGCUUUCUUCGCCUUGUCGAACCGUCAGCCGCAGUUUGCCGACAAGACUGAGAAGUUCCUCAAGGUCUGUGAGCUGAACAACGGAGGCGAAGCGAGUGGAGCAGAUGGGAAAAGGGCGGCAGAAACACUUAAUAGUCUCAUUACGUACCUGGCCCAGUUCUAUCCUGACCAACUGAAGGUUCGGCAGGAUCUGGGCAAGUUCGCAAAAGCCAACGACCGCCGUGCUUACCAGCUGAUACGCUACGUCAUCAGCCAUGAGUCUGACUACAAGACGAUGCACAGGGCUUUGAGGGAGUUGGUAAAGCGCCAACAGUCCCAGAACCCCGCUGUCUUGGACUCUCUUUUGCCUCUGCUUUACUGGUCUGGUUCUAUCACCUUCAACAAGAGCCAUUUGUCCACAUUUCUCGAGUACUCCAAGACGAACCAGGAUGGACUUGCAGGGAUCGCGCACGAGAUUCUCAACGAGAUCUCGCAAAAGAACCCUACUUUGUUCAAGACUCACAUCGGAUCCCUAUGCAAGGACCUGCAGGACGAGGCACCUGGCGCAAACAAGGCCAAUGAUCCCAUCAUGGUCGAGACCCUCAAAGCAUGCGCAUCUUUCGCGAGCAAAUACCCUCAAGAGAUCCCCAACGAUAAAAAGUUUAGGCAUACGCUUGCAAACUACGCCAUGUACGGCAAACCGCCAAAGGCAGCCAAGUAUGCCAUCAACGUCCUCAUGGCACGCAAAGAUCACGACAGCGAGGUUGCCGCGACGGACUUGCUCCAGAAGGUGAUGAAGGAUUUUAAGAGUGGUUCUCCGCACUUCUUGAACAAGCUUGCCACUAUCUGCCAGCUUGAGCUUCUUGCGCCCAAGGUGACUGAGGAUUUCGAAGACGAGAUCCUUCACACCAUUCACGACACGCUUCGUGAGGUUCACAAGGAUGCGAGUGAUAGUGACCCUGAGUGGGUGGAAUAUGCAGAGCUGGACGAGGAAGGUCAGGCCAAGUGCUUUGCGCUAAAGACAUUUGCCAAUCGUCUGCGUGCAAUCACUGACCGCGAGGAAGCAAAAACGAGCGGCGACAAGGUAAUCAAGCUUCUAAGGACGUUCGUGACGAAUGAAGGGGAGUUUUGCAAAACCAAGGACACCCCGUUGCACCACAAGAAGCGUCUUAGACUCCUGGCCGCACAGUUGCUGCUCAAAUUGUGCAGGCAAUUCGACGAGCUGCUGUCGCCAGAUGAUUUCAAUCGAUUGGCAGAGGUUGCCCAAGAUGGCCAACGGAACGUGCGGCACGGCUUUAUUGCGAAGCUGCAGAAGUACCUUGCGCUUGGCCAGCUGCGGCCGCGGUGGUAUACAGUUGCUUUCUUGACUGUGUACGAACCGGAUGAGGAUUUUAGACAGAACGUGGAGACCUGGAUUCGAUCAAGAUCUCGUCAUUUCCGCGAGACCAACUCGCCGCUCAUGGAAAGCACGUUGCCUCGCCUCAUCCACCUUUUGGCACACCACCCCGACUUUGACCACGAUACAGACAGCCUGGUCAGCCAUGCUCGAUACAUUCUCUUCUACGUCAGCAAUGUGGCGAGCGAGUCCAACCUGGGCAUGCUAUUCAAGUAUGCCGAACGGACCAAGCAAACACAGGACGCUCUGGACACGGAAAAGAGCGAAAAUGUUUAUACACUUUGCGAUGUCGCCCUGGCGGUGCUCAGAAAAUGGCAAGAGAAGCGAGGAUGGACGCUCGAGGCUUACUCAAACAAGGUCGGCCUGCCAGUUGGGCUGUUUCUUCCCCUGCAGUCACAUGAUAUUGCGCAGAGCAUUGCAAGCAAGCAGUACAUAUCCGAAGAGGUCGAGGACAAACUUGACGACAUGAUCAGGGCGGUUGAUCGCAAAAAGAAACGGAAAUAUGACGAUCGGUCGGAGCAGCAGAGCACAGCCAAGAAGGCUAGGUCUCAAGUCAAGUCCAAUCCUCGCGAGAGCAAGCCCAAAACGCCUCGACCUUCUGCAAGGAAACCGGCCGCAUCCAGGAGCAAGUCAGCAGCGAAGAGCAGAAAGACACAGGCGGCGUCAUCAUCGCCGAUACCGGAGCACGAACGUCGGCGUAGUGGACGUGUGCCUCGCAACACUGCUUCGACGUACAUUGAAAGGCAUUCGUCGGAAGACGAGGAGGAGAUGCUUGACGGCGUGGCGGAGUGGAAGUACAGUUCUGACGAGGAGGAUGACGAUGGCGACGAUAGCGAAGCAAGCUCAGCCUCGAAGAACUCUGGACACGCUGCUGCCACGACCGCCGACGAUAAAGCUCGCAACCCCUCCGAGUCUUCGCUCAGCUCUCCAGAGCCUAUGGAUGAGGACCCAGUCGAGGAAGAUGAGGGAGCCGAUGCUGAUUCGGAAGAGCAAAACGGGGAGGAAGAGGAAGAGGAGGAGACACAAAAACGGCCGUCGCGGUCCACCAGGACCAACGGAAGGAAAGCGGCAAGCGCAGCGACGAGCACGCCCAAGGCGACUGGCGUGACCAAGAAAAAGGCCCCUGCCGAGAUGAAGUCGAGCCUUGCGACGCGUACCAAGCCAAGGUCGACUAGGAGGACGAGAACAUCACACGACAGGGAUGACGAUGACGAUUGAGCGUCUGUCUGACUCUUUUUUUUUUUUUUUUUUUUUUUUGCUGGCGGUUCACGUGCAUCUGUUUUUUCAUAGCCCACAUGUUUGUCUUUGUAUGAUUGUUUGUUAGCUGGAUAAAAAGAAGUGGUGUUUAAAGGAACCCAGCGUGUCCCAUUGUGUUUACCGGCCAUUUUGAUACUUGACCAUCUACCAGCCUACCUUGCCUAGUAAUAACUUUUGGGAAUGUGCGGAGCUGAUGAUGGGAGUCCGGGUAUGGCGUAAUGCGUAUAAUGAGAAAAGAACCAAACUAGUUUUUAGUAAUGUC
Molecule: messenger RNA, 5210 nt
Organism: Pyricularia oryzae 70-15
Lineage: Eukaryota; Fungi; Ascomycota; Sordariomycetes; Magnaporthales; Pyriculariaceae
Exons: 3
Coding region: 323-4909 (1528 amino acids)
Biological process (GO): mitotic sister chromatid cohesion; DNA repair
Cellular component (GO): nucleus; chromatin
Source: RefSeq, a predicted model, not a curated record